AUGGAGGGAUAAUAGUAUCAAUACUUGAUGGCAGAUGAGUACUUCUUAGAAAAUAAUGAAUCUUAUUCAUCAUUUUCACUAGGUGAUAUUUAAUUUUUAGUCAAUUUAAAUGAUUUUGAAGCUCCUAUUUUUCAACCCUCCAAAAUUCAUAAUCCAUAUGUUAGUUUGGUUGGGAAUUAUUGCAUGGCUGAUUCAUCUAUUAUUUUCAUCAACAAAGUCGACCCAAUAUUUGUUGCUAUUCGAGUACUAAGAAAUAAAUUAGCAAAUUAAUAAUAAGAGAAUAGUAUUGAAUUUGAGAACAUUUUCAAUGGUGAAGAUACAUUUGAAGUUUACUUAAGCAAGCACAAGCAAAUAAGAUAGAACAUUGAUUGCAUAAGUAACAAAAAGGAGAUUGGCGAUGAAAUAUAUGUCAAGUUGGAUAAAGGAAAGCUAUUCUAAUUUUUAGAUGUUAAAUACAAUAGUAUUCGUCAAUAUUCCCAAAAAAGUGUGUACUUUGUAGAUGAUUGCAAUUAAAAAAAAUAAGAUGAAUCUGAGUUAAAGAUUUGCGAUCUCUUUAAAUAAUAUAUCGGAGAAUAGCUAUAUAAUGACUAUUAGGCUACUAAAAAGAUUGUUAUAGCCAAUUAGACCUCAAAAUUUGAAUUUCAUAAUGAACAAAAUGGAAGUAAUAUUAGAGAAGACAAAGAAGUAAUCACAAAAAAGACAUAAUCUAAUUCCAAGAGAAAUUAGGAAACCAAUGAAAAAUAGGUCAAAAACAAUAAUAUCUUAGAUCAAUACUUUAAAAAAAUAACUAAGUAACCAGAAUAAGAGAAAUGAUCAAUAGUUAUUUUUAAGAUAUGAUUUUGUUAUUAGUAGUAUUU
This is a messenger RNA of Paramecium tetraurelia, 857 nucleotides long. RefSeq lists its product as uncharacterized. Gene Ontology annotation, cellular component: nucleoplasm; ribonuclease H2 complex. Gene Ontology annotation, biological process: RNA catabolic process; ribonucleotide metabolic process. Lineage: Eukaryota; Ciliophora; Oligohymenophorea; Peniculida; Parameciidae. The record is from RefSeq and is a predicted model, not a curated record. The transcript is spliced from 3 exons.